AUGCUGCGCUGGUCGCUGCGUGCGCUGAAUCGCCCGAAGGGGCCGCAGGGGCUGCGGCCGGGCAGGGAGUACCGCCUCACAGUGCCGUACCGCAGCGAGGUGACGAUGCUGCGCUGCGCCAACCACCGCGCCUUCAACGCCAACAUCCGCGAGUUGUUUAAGAAGCCGCUGGUGCAGAACAACAUCAAGGCCAUCCCCCGCGACUUGGGCGAGAUUCCGCGCAACUACGUCCUGAAGCUGCUCUUCUUCCACCAGCCCAUCCGGCUUGUGGAUUUGUGGUCGGUGUGCAAGGAGCACGACGACGUCCCCCUGGACUCCGCGAAGCACCUUCGCCUGGUGCUGAAGAUCGCAAAGCUGCAGCGGUGGGUGUAUGCGGAGAAGAACCAGACGAACAACCUCUUCUACUACUACAUUCAUCAGAGCCGCGUGCGGGAGGUGCAGGAGAUGGUGCGGGCCGACGAAGUACGCAAGAAGGAGGAGGAGUCUCUACAGGCGGUGGAGGCGGAAAACCUGCGGCGCGAGGAAAAUGAGCGGCGACGGACGGCAUUAGACGAAAAAAUUUUGGUGCUGCAGAAUCUUCUCGUCUCCAACGUGGCGCAGAUUCAGCAGUUUGACCCCGCCUUCGUGCAGGCAAAGCCAUACGUGACGGAGGCUGGCGCGGUGAACGUGGCGUGGGGGUGGCACGGCAGCGAGGACAACAGUAGCAGCGGCGUGAAGGGCGUGUAG
This is a messenger RNA of Trypanosoma conorhini, 726 nucleotides long. RefSeq lists its product as uncharacterized. Lineage: Eukaryota; Euglenozoa; Kinetoplastea; Trypanosomatida; Trypanosomatidae. The transcript has a single exon. Bases 1 to 726 code for a protein of 241 amino acids. The record is from RefSeq and is a predicted model, not a curated record.